This is a messenger RNA of Suricata suricatta (meerkat), 1557 nucleotides long. It is a transcript of the gene BNIP3, whose product is annotated as BCL2 interacting protein 3. Lineage: Eukaryota; Metazoa; Chordata; Mammalia; Carnivora; Herpestidae. The record is from RefSeq and is a predicted model, not a curated record. The transcript is spliced from 6 exons. Gene Ontology annotation, cellular component: mitochondrial outer membrane; mitochondrial envelope; nucleus. Gene Ontology annotation, biological process: positive regulation of apoptotic process; mitochondrial outer membrane permeabilization. Bases 212 to 796 code for a protein of 194 amino acids.
CUCCCCGCGGCCAAUUGGCGUCGCCGCGGCUUAUCCGGCGCUUAUCCGUCGUGCGUCCGCUGGCGCGUCAGUUGGUCGGGGUCUGGGGUUGAGGGUGCCCGCUUUGCUGGGCCCCGCGCUCCUGUAUCGGUUCCCCCCUCCCGCCCUCGAAGCGCUUGGUUCCCACCGACCCCGACCCCGAUCCGCGUUGCAGCGCCGUCGCUUAGGCGCCAUGUCGCAGAGCGGGACUCCCGGACUGCAGGAGGAGAACUUGCAGGGCUCCUGGGUGGAGUUGCAUUUCAGCAAUAAUGGGAACGGAAGCAGCGCUCCGGCCUCUGCUUCUAUUUAUAACGGCGACCUGGAAAAGAUCCUGCUGGACGCCCAGCACGAGUCCGGACGGAGCAGUUCCAAGAGCUCCCACUGCGACAGCCCACCUCGCUCGCAGACUCCGCAGGACACGCACCGAGCGUCGGAGGCGGACACGCACAGCAUCGGAGAGAAGAACAGCUCUCAGUCGGAGGAAGAUUACAUGGAGAGAAGGAAAGAAGUGGAGAGCAUCUUGAAGAAGAGCUCCGACUGGAUCUGGGACUGGUCCAGCCGGCCGGAGAACGUCCCCCCCAAGGAGCUCCUCUUCAAGCACCCGAGGCGCACGGCCACGCUCAGCAUGCGGAACACGAGCGUGAUGAAGAAGGGGGGCAUCUUCUCGGCCGAGUUCCUCAAGGUCUUCCUCCCGUCGCUGCUGCUCUCGCACCUGCUGGCCAUCGGGCUGGGGAUCUACAUCGGAAGGCGUCUGCCCACCUCCACCAGCACCUUCUGAUGCAGCCUCGGAGCCCGGCUCCUCCCCGCGGCGGCGGCGGCGACGCUGCUGGGGCCGUGCAGGGCUGCCCGCCGCGCUGCUCUCUCCACGCCGCGCCCCGUCCUCCAGCAGGAUGGCAGGGAGACAAGACCGAGGACGAGCGAGCCUGUACUGGUUCCUGGGCUCGGUCAGCGCGCAUGUCCUGUUGAUUAACAUCUCCUGUAAUGAUCGGUAGUGAAUCGUCCGGAUAUUAUAAAUAAGUAAACAACGUUAACACGCGAGAUACGACGUACGUAGUAUUUUAAUGUUCUCUGUAACCAGCUAGUUACAAUACUUUAUAUUUGCAAAGAAUGGAUGUUUAUUAAAAUGACUACAUACAGGGUUUCUCCCAAAUACUGUGGCCUUAUCUUCACACGGUUACAGGCCCUGCGUGUGCGCGGUGCGGCCUGUCUCCUGGAGACGUGUCACUCCUACACGGAGUUCCCGCUCACGCAGUAGAAUCCAAGGAACAGACAGGCUCCCCUGUGCUGCUGGGACACGAGGCUGGGGCCUCCCUCGGGGUGGGGGAGGGGGGUCCUGUCUGUGGGGGGGACCUGGGACAGUGGGGCUCCCGCCCCGCGCCCUGCUCGGUGCCCUCCCCGCCCCGCGCCCGGAUGGCUGGGUUCCGCUUCCCUCGGUGUUGGGUGCUCACGUGCUCUUAGAGGCCGCGUGAUCCUAAGCAAACCUGUGUCUACUUCAAAAGACUGGAAAUUAAAAAAAAUAAAUCUUUGCCAAAUCCUCGA